Messenger RNA from Durusdinium trenchii, 561 nucleotides. The record is from the annotation of a GenBank genome assembly. NCBI's taxonomy places the organism in Eukaryota, Dinophyceae, Suessiales, Symbiodiniaceae.
AUGAAGCUUUGGAUGCUCAGACUUGGCUUUCUGCCCUUGGUGGCUGCCGACUUCGGCAACUGGUCCCUGGUGCUUUUGGAAGAGGCGGUGCAAACACGUGGUGCAGCGUGCUUGGAUGGUUCACCUGCAGGCUACUGGAUUGAGCAUGGCUGGGGCAGCGGUGCUAAACGUUGGAUCAUCCACUUUCAGGGCGGCGGCUGGUGUAUCAGCUAUGAGGACUGCUUGGCACGUUCGAAGACCAGCUUGGGCAGUAGCCUCAACUUCACCGCAGAGAAGAGCAAAACCUUGGAGUACAGCGAUGGUGGUGUGCACGGAUAUCUCUCCAAUCAACCGGAGGUGAAUCCUGACUUCUACAACUGGAAUAAGGUGUUUGCCCUUUACUGCGAUGGCAGCAGCCGAAACUCCGAAGUCGAAGGGCCUGUGGUGGUGGGACAGAAGGAGGUGCUCUAUUUCCGCGGGCAUCGGAUUCUCAUGGCCACCAUGGAGAGCCUCAUGGAGACCAUGGGCCGCUCGGAGAGCGAUGCAAGAUCGAACUGGAGGGUCUAUGAAGAUAUGCAGUGA